Messenger RNA from Cetraspora pellucida, 228 nucleotides. The record is from the annotation of a GenBank genome assembly. Lineage: Eukaryota; Fungi; Glomeromycota; Glomeromycetes; Diversisporales; Gigasporaceae.
AUGUUAUUACUAAAUAUCAAUGUGAAUUUUAAUAUUGAAGAACAUAUAGAUAUUAGCAAUGGCAAUGAUAAUGAACUUAAUAAUAUGUUUAACAGAAUUCUUGAUACAACAAAUGGUGCUGAUCAGAUUCAAAUAUCAGAUUUAUGUACUCUUCUUCUCUCAGAAAACAUUAGACAGUUUAUUUGCCAACAUGCACUUGAAGAAAUUGAUGCUUUUAGUAUUCAUUAG